Molecule: messenger RNA, 1575 nt
Organism: Pteronotus mesoamericanus
Lineage: Eukaryota; Metazoa; Chordata; Mammalia; Chiroptera; Mormoopidae
Gene: NHLH1
Product: nescient helix-loop-helix 1
Exons: 1
Coding region: 166-567 (133 amino acids)
Biological process (GO): regulation of transcription by RNA polymerase II
Molecular function (GO): DNA-binding transcription factor activity, RNA polymerase II-specific; protein dimerization activity; RNA polymerase II cis-regulatory region sequence-specific DNA binding
Source: RefSeq, a predicted model, not a curated record
CUGGAACCCUGACCAUGGAACCCUGAAGUGGUUCUGAUUUCUCCAGCUCAGUGGCAGACCCCACCACCCCAGGACCUUCCUGCCUCUCCCACAACCAGAAUUCAGGCUCCCAGAGGGAGGAGGUGGGGAGGGGAUCCUGAUCUCACAGGGCAGGGGGCGUCCAUCAUGAUGCUCAACUCAGACACCAUGGAGCUGGACCUGCCUCCCACACACUCGGAGCCGGAGUCAGGCUUCAGCGACUGUGGGGGCGGGGUGGGCCCCGACCGGGCUGGGCCCAGAGGUCCAGAAGGGGGCCAGACCCGGGGCCUGGAGCCGGGAGAGCCUGGCAGGAAAGACCUGCAGCACUUGAGUCGGGAGGAACGGCGGCGCAGGCGCCGGGCUACGGCCAAGUACCGCACAGCUCACGCCACGCGGGAGAGAAUCCGUGUGGAGGCCUUCAACCUGGCCUUCGCGGAGCUGCGCAAGCUGCUGCCCACGCUGCCCCCGGACAAGAAGCUCUCCAAAAUUGAGAUCCUGCGUCUGGCCAUCUGCUACAUUUCCUACUUGAACCACGUGCUGGACGUCUGAGGGCGGCCUGGAUGCCACCCCCUUCUGGGCCUGGCUAGGUCCCCCCUCAUCGCCCACUGGCUACGACAGCCAUCUCUUCUUCCCUGAGCCCUAUACCCUGGCAUGGAGUCCCCGAGGCUCCUGGCCCAGAAACGGUGCCCCACUCCCAGCUGGUUGUGAAGGCAGCUUUCUAUCACCAACCCAGGCAUCCCACGGCUGUCCUCAUGGGCACCUUCUGCAGUUUGUGGUUGGGCCCGGCUGUUAGAAUUGUCUGCUUGGGAGGUCGGUACACAGCCCUUGCUGGAUUUACUAAGCCCGUCACAUGUGGGUGUCCCCUAGCUCUCUCGUGGGCUGCUGUCCCGUCUACCCCCACAUCCAAUUUGUCAGAGACCCAGACAUACACUCCCAUCUACUUUCCACCCUGUUGCAGCUUCUCCUGCCCAUGGCAGGGAAGGGGCAUCAGAACAGGAAGGGGGCAGGCUGGGCUUAGAGUGAAGUGGGCUUCUUCCUCAGAGAUUUCAGUCUAGUUUGGCAGAAGGGCCUGGGGACCUGUGAGGUGAAUCUCAGUAGCUGAAAUUAGGGAAUAAGUCUUCCUGUUUUCUAUCUUGUUCCUGAGGAUGCAGACCUUGGAUCUUACUCUGUAGUGAGUGCCUUGUCCUCUCUGAGCUAUUUGGCCCCCAUCUGUGUACCCUCCUGCUUCUACAGUCCCAAUUUCCUCCCUGGGUGCAGAGCUAGGGAAAAGGAAACCUAAAUCCUGGGGUAGGGGAUGAUGUCCCCAAACUCAUCCCUGGAAAUGGGUGGGCCAGAUCUCAUGCCUACUUCCUCCAUCCCAGCCUACCACGAGAAGGUGAAAGCCCACACCAGCUCCUCCCUUAGAUGCAGGCAGUGCUCCAUCAUUGCCCCCUGGGAACAUGCAGCUCUACUAGUCCUAGGGUCUGUUUAUUACUUUUUUCUCCUCCUCCUUAAGCUGGCUUCAGCAAUGGAAGAGACCCCCGCCUACCCCACCUCCAGGCUUUCUGCCCCCACCAC